Messenger RNA from Camellia sinensis, 2794 nucleotides. NCBI's taxonomy places the organism in Eukaryota, Viridiplantae, Streptophyta, Magnoliopsida, Ericales, Theaceae. The record is from RefSeq and is a predicted model, not a curated record.
ACUACAACCCCUGUCAAAACCCGUCUCAGUGGAGAGUUUUUUCUCAGAGAGAGAGAGAGAGAGAUAGAGAGAGGCUUUCGUUGCGGAGGGAUUGCAUAAGCGUAAUCACAAGAGCUCGCAAAUCUGUUGGACGAGUUCUUCAAGGAUCGACACUAUUUGGAUAAAGAAUGGGGACAUUACUUUUCUGGAGCAAAAAGAAAAGUCAUUCUUGAGGUUGGCUGUGGAGUGGGAAACACCAUCUUUCCUCUGAUUUCUAUGUACCCAGAUGUUUUUAUUCAUGCAUGUGAUUUCUCACCACGUGCCAUAAACUUGGUUAAGGUUUGACUUUUUGUUUUCUAUUGCAGACAUUGGCAUCAAUAUUCAUGGUUGAAUGCAUCUAAAUUGGCCCAUACAUAGCUAUGCAAAGUGUUGUUGUAGGGCUCUUGAAUUGCAUGAUAGCUUUCACAUAGUAGAGUUGGAAAACCAUAUUGAUAAGGACAGUGAAGAUGAAUAUGACAGAGUUCCAAGUUCUGAAAAUUAUUAGUUAAUAUGAAGCACUGAGACUUCAAAACAAGUGCCGUAUCCGUGUUGGACAUACGAACACUUCGGGGACAUGUAUGGGACAUGCCACAUGGCGUAUCCCCUUAUUUAAUUAAUUUAUUUUUAGGGGACAUGCCGGAGACACACUAGAGACAUGCUAAGUAGUCUUUUCUCCUAUUUUCUUUAGUCCUUUUAAUGAAUGUUGAAUGUUUAUUAUUUUUUUGUUAGAUUUAAAAACUUAAUAGAUCAUCCAUAAAAAAAUAUAUACUGUUUAUAAGUGCUUUUUUUAAAAUAAAAAAAAUAUAGAAUUAGAGUUAUUUUUGUUAAUAUUGAUUGUUUCUGGAUGUAAUAUUAAUCUAAAUAGCAAAUAAAAAUAUAUGAAAACAUAUUUUAUUGCUGAGUCUCCUCCAUUUCCGUGUCUCCAUUUUUUUGAAAUUGCCAUGUCUCAUGUCCGCAUCCGUAUCUAUGCUUCUUAGGAAACUUGUGACUCAUUCAUUGCAUUUUAACUGCUGCUCAUUUCCAUACUUGAUGCAUUGGGCUGUGGCUGUCUAAGGUUAGCAACAUAAUCGUCUUGAUUCGCAUCUAUUACAUAAAGGUGCAUGAUAUGAAUUCGGCUGUUGAACUGCUUCUUCUGUGAGGUUGAGGAGAAUCUAUUGAUCAGUGGUGCAGUUAGUAAUUCAAGCAAAGUUUAUCUUCUCAGUCCUUCAUUAUCCUAUCAUUGAGCUGAUGUAGAUGCUUCCUUUUUCUCUAAAUUGUAAACCUCAUGCCGAAAGGGAAAGAUGCAUGACACAUAAAGACUUCAUGGAGACCCGUGUGAAUGCAUUUGUUUGUGAUCUGACAGCCGAUGAUUUGAGCCAGCAUAUUUCUCCAUCUUCAGUUGAUAUUGUUACCAUGGUAUUCGUGUUGUCCGCGGUGUCCCCCGAGAAGAUGUCACUGGUGUUGCAGAAUAUCAGAAAAGUUCUUAAGCCAAAUGGUUAUUUGCUAUUCCGUGACUACGCCACUGGUGACCUUGCUCAGGAAAGGCUCAGUUGCAAGGAUCAAAAGAUCAGUGAAAACUUCUAUGUCAGAGGCGAUGGCACUCGUGCAUUCUAUUUUUCUGACGAAUUUUUGGUGAAUUUGUUCAAUGAAAAUGGAUUUGACAUUGAAGAACAUGGUCUCUGCCUUAAACAAAUGGAGAACCGGUCAAGGGAGAUAGUAAUGAAUCGGCGUUGGGUCCAAGCUGUAUUCCGGUUACAUGAUGCUAACUCCUCAUGUUGCACAAAACCUGGAAAUGAGGCAGGUCUGUUUUGUAAAGAGGGUUCCACGCCUGAACUCAACGAGACCACGUUGGAGGAACCUAUAAAUGAUUUUGAGGUAGACAUGUCAGAGGGCAUGGCUGUUGAAAUGUUUGGUAUCUCGACAUCUAAAGAAGAGAUUAUUGAGGUCAACAUAAGAGAUAACAUCUUCAAGAUAAAAGUUCUUUCCGGAGAGUACCAACAUACCUGCAAAUCAACUGGUCUGAUACUUUGGCAUUCAGCCCAGCUGAUGUCUUCGGUCAUCGCUGCAAAUCCAACAAUUGUUGCCGGGAAAAGGGUGUUAGAACUAGGAUGCGGCUGUGGAGGCAUCUGUUCAAUGGUUGCCGUAAGAUCUGCAGACCUUGUGGUUGCAACCGAUGGCGAUCCAAAUGCACUUGACUUCUUGAAUCAAAAUGUAGCUACAAAUCUCAGACCACCAUUUCUUGACAAACUAAUCACAAGGAGACUAGAAUGGGGAGAUCGAGACCAUAUUGAAGCCAUCAAGGGAUUGAAUGAUAGAGGUUUCGAUAUCAUUAUAGGCACAGAUGUGACUUACAUUUCUGAAGCAAUCUCACCCUUGUUUGCAACUGCAAAGGAGCUAAUUUCAUUUAAGGGAGAAGAGUGUGAACCGGGUCUAAUUCUAUGCCAUGUCCUACGCAGAGUGGAUGAGCCAUCUAUAAUUUCAACUGCUUCUCAAUUUGGUUUCGAGCUUGUUGAUAAGUGGCCCACAGGAAUCCGAACGAGUUUGUCAAAAAGCAUCAUCAGCACUUGGUUCUCAGAAAAUGCCCAGGAUUAUAUACCAACUACAGCUUUGAAUAUCAUGUAUUUUCAGAUGGUGAAGCCGGACUUUCACAUUUAAUUUAAUUUAUUCUUUUUUUAAUCAAAAAAAGAAACAUGUAUUCUUCUUGGUUUGUAAGAUGAUUGGCAUUCAGAAAUUUCUUUUACAAUUGGGAUUUGUAUUUGUACUCGUAAUUUUGUGAAGUUGGAUGCACUUUUUUUUC